Molecule: messenger RNA, 405 nt
Organism: Arvicola amphibius (Eurasian water vole)
Lineage: Eukaryota; Metazoa; Chordata; Mammalia; Rodentia; Cricetidae
Gene: Atp6v1g3
Product: ATPase H+ transporting V1 subunit G3
Exons: 3
Coding region: 1-405 (134 amino acids)
Biological process (GO): proton transmembrane transport
Cellular component (GO): vacuolar proton-transporting V-type ATPase complex
Molecular function (GO): proton-transporting ATPase activity, rotational mechanism
Source: RefSeq, a predicted model, not a curated record
AUGGCCAGCCAGUCUCAGGGGAUCCAACAGCUCCUGCAGGCAGAGAAGAGGGCCAAGGACAAGCUGGAGGAAGCAAAGAAGAGUAAUGGUAAAAAAGAAAUCUGUUGCUUCUGCUGCUGUGAAUUCUCAGGGAAAGGGAGGCGACUGAAGCAAGCUAAGGAAGAAGCUGUGGCCGAGACUGAGCAGUACAGACUGCAGAUGGAGAAGGAGUUCCGCCUCAAGCAGUCCAAGAUAAUGGGCUCUCAGAGCCACCUCUCAGAUGAAAUAGAAGAGCAAACACUAGAGAAGAUAAAAGAGUUGAACAGGAGCUACAACGCAUGUAUGGAGAGCGUGAUGAAUCAAUUGUUGAGCAUGGUGUGCAGCCUGCAAGCAGAAGUUCAUGUGAACUACAGAGCCACUGACUGA